AUGUGGAAAAAGAUUUUCCGGGAUUGUACGCCUCUGAAAGCGGACGCAAAAGUAAUGAAAGUGAUUUUAGUGAUGGUGCUGACCAUGAAAAACCAAGUAAAAAGGAUUUGUUGGGGGAGACGUAAAGAUAAAAAGGAAUCAAAGAAAGACAGGGGAUAUGCAGCAUUAGAGGGAGAAAGUUCUCCUGAAGAGGACACUGAUACCAAAAGUCCGUCUAAAACAAAGAAGACGAAGUCAUUCAAAUUCCCUUCCAAAAGUAAGGAGAAACGAGAAAAGUCGCGUGAUAAGGAAAAGGUUCAAGAAGACUCGACCAAACAUAAAGAAUUGAAUGAAAAGGAAAAGAAAAAGGAAAAAGAAAGAGAGAAGGAAAGAGAAAAAGAGAAGAAAGAAAAAGAAAAACGCGAAAAGUUGAAAGAAAAGGAUAAAGAAAAAGAAGAAAAGGCCAAGUUCAAAUUAGAAUCGAAAGAAAAACUUAAAGAUGACAAAAAAGAGAAAACAAAGGAAAAAGAAAAAGAGAAGGUAAAAGAUAAAGAUAAAGAAAAAGUGAAGGAAAAGGAGAAGGAUAAAAAGGAUAAGAAACUGAUAAAAGUGCCGUCCACUGUGACAUCAGGAGUGCCUUUUGAAGAGAUUUUCACAUUAGGAGUGGCUCUGCCCAUUUUUGGAGUGCCCCUCCAACAGUCUGUGGAACGUUCGAGAUGCCACGACGAUACGGGACUGCCUCUUGUGGUACGCGAUAGCAUCGAUUUCCUCCAGGCGCACGGUUUGAAAUCCACGCAAAUCUACAGAAUGGAACCAGAUAAGAUCAAACUGCAGCAGCUUCGCAAACUGUUCACCGACCGUGGUCCAACCUACCCUUAUCACUGGGAUGUACCUGUUGCAUGUGCUAUGCUUAAAUCAUUUAUCAGUGAGCUCCCAGAUUCGAUUCUGACUCAAGAGUUGCACGGUCAGUUUGAACAAGCGACCGCCAUAGCGGAACCACAAAGGGAGGCAACGAUGGUAUCUCUGAUCGCCAAGCUGCCAACUUGUAACCAUAACUUGUUGGGUUGGCUGAUGAGGCAUUUCGCUAGCGUCGUGGCUAAUGAACAGGUGAAUCAAGUAAAUAUUCAAACGAUAGCAAACGCGAUGGGGCCCGCACUCAACAUGUCGCUCAAUCUACUCGCAUACCUCAUAACCAAAGCGGAGAAACUAUUUCCCGACGUCAGUCUAACAAAAUACGUACCUCCGUUGCUGUCGAUCCCCGCGGACUUCCCGGAGUCCGCGGCAGAGAUCAGUGCAGAGCUGCGGAAGCAAGAGUCACUGCUCAACCAGAUACACGCCGAAAUGCACGCCGGCUUCAUCACGCCCGCGAGAGAUCAGCAGCUGUGGGAGGCGCAGAGAAUCGUCACGCAGCUGAAGAGAAAGUUACGCUCCGUUCAAAAAUCUGUGGAACCGAACAGCUUGCCCCAACAACCUUCAGUAGAAGAAAAAGUGCCUGAAGACGAACCUACAAGAAAAGACUCGCGAGCUCACGAAACAAUCGACACAGUAAGCACACAACCCAAAGUGGACGCAGAACCAGUUAAAACCCCGGUAACAGACGCUUUCCACGAUACAAAGGAAUCUCCAAAUGUACCUGAUCCAACAUUCCCAGUAGAGUUUGAAGAUGAUUUCAGUUUUCAACCGACAAACAUCAAAGGAACACCAGAACAAGAUACGCCAAACUUUGACCAACCAUUGGAACAACCGAAAGAAAAACCAAAACUUACUGAAAAAGAACUCAAAGUACUAAGACUUGAACUGGAGAACGCAGAGUAUUUGCAAUUGAAAUCUAUAUUGCAAGCAAAGAUCAAUUCGGAACAGUUUGAAAUUGUGAAACUGAGAAGUCACGUUGCAUUAAAGAACAAACAAGAAGGUAACACACAGACAAACAAAGAAACUAAAGAUAUUUACACUCCAGAAGAACAAGAGUUUAGGCAGAGGCUAAUAAAAGAGAACGCUAUGUUAGAACAAAAGAGACUGAGCUUAAUUAAUCAGAUAUUCCAGGAGAGAGUUGCCUGUGUCCAACUCAAAAUUGAGUUGGCAAUGAAAGAGAUUCUUUCUAAAUCGUAG
Parnassius apollo (apollo) is the source of this 2088-nucleotide messenger RNA. The record is from the annotation of a GenBank genome assembly. Lineage: Eukaryota; Metazoa; Arthropoda; Insecta; Lepidoptera; Papilionidae.